Molecule: messenger RNA, 2651 nt
Organism: Gymnodraco acuticeps
Lineage: Eukaryota; Metazoa; Chordata; Actinopteri; Perciformes; Bathydraconidae
Product: choline-phosphate cytidylyltransferase B-like
Biological process (GO): CDP-choline pathway
Molecular function (GO): choline-phosphate cytidylyltransferase activity; phosphatidylcholine binding
Source: RefSeq, a predicted model, not a curated record
CAGGGGUGAAGAGGAGGAGAGAGGCAGCGUCUCUUACUGAUGCUGAGUCACAUUACAGUGGGACCAAAGCCGCAUCCCAUGAGUCUUUGGGAAUCAUGGAGGAGCUCGAGCACACCUGCCCUCAUCCACGGACGACUCUGACAAAGCCGGCCAUCUUUGCCAGGGAGAGCAGUUGUGAUUGUCGCGCCCCUCAUGAGAAGCUCACCAUCGCUCAGGCCCGCAGAGGCACCCCAGUGGACCGGCCCGUCAGAGUGUACGCAGAUGGCAUCUUCGACCUCUUCCACUCUGGGCACGCUCGUGCUCUCAUGCAGGCCAAGAACCUUUUCCCCAACACCUACCUCAUAGUAGGAGUGUGCAGUGAUGAGCUGACCCACAAGUUUAAGGGCUUCACGGUGAUGACGGAGUUCGAGCGUUAUGAAGCACUGAGACACUGCCGCUACGUGGACGAGGUUCUGAGAGAUGCUCCCUGGACUCUCACACCGGAGUUCCUCGAGAAACACAAGAUCGAUUUUGUGGCUCACGAUGACAUCCCGUACUCCUCAGCAGGGAGUGAGGAUGUCUACAAACACAUCAAGGAGGCAGGUCAGGAUGUUGUUCCUACUCAGCGGACAGAAGGCAUCUCCACAUCGGACCUGAUCACCAGGAUCGUCAGAGACUACGACGUCUACGCCCGACGCAACCUCCAACGAGGAUACACGGCCAAGGAGCUCAACGUCAGCUACAUCAACGAGAAGAAGUACCGGCUGCAGAACCAGGUGGACCGGAUGAAGGAGAAGGUGCGCACGGUGGAGGAGAAGAGCAAACACUUUGUCUACCGGGUGGAGGAGAAGAGCGCCGACCUCAUCCAGAAGUGGGAGGAGAAAUCCAGAGAGUUCAUCGGAAACUUCCUGGAACUGUUUGGACCCGACGGGACCUGGAAACAGGUGUUUCAGGAGCGCAGUGGACGGAUGCUGUCCUACGCUCUGUCCCCCCGAGGGUCUCCCUGCAACAGCCCCCCCCCGCGAUCUCCCCCCUGCGCUCCCCGUCCCCCCCCCUGCCCCCCUGCCCGCUGGAACAACGCACGGCCAUCGCCCCCAAACUCCCCCAAAGGAGCGUCGGCCUCCAUCAGCAGCAUGAGUGAAGGGGACGAAGACGAGAAGUAGAUGGACUGUGAUGGACACACACACACACACACACACACACACACGUAAACAUUCACACACUUCACUCACAGUACAAUGCCUGGGAACUGCACACACACACACACACGCACGCACGCACACACACACACACACACAUGUAGAUGUAUACACACACACUUCACUCACAGUACACUGCCUGGGAACUGCUCACACUCACACAGACACACAAACACAUACACACACCUGGCUGGAUACUGAAACACUUUAUCCUCAAGGAAGUAGCUAGAAUGCAAAGAAGAAGGGGAUCAUGGGAAAUGAAGUUCUGUGCUGCAGAGCUAAGAAGCCAUCAUCGCACAGGAAGAAGAGGAUUUGCGAGAAGGUCCAGAAUGCUUUGCGGCAUCUUUCAGGAGGAUUAGCUUUUUGUGGAGAGACUGUCCGACAGCCUUCAUGGCACCACCCUCACUGUCCUGUUCUGUUCAUUGACAGUUCUGUCACCACUAGAUGUGAAAAGACACACAAACACUGUGUGACGUUCAGCUCCACAUCGACAGGAUUCAUCGCGGGCUCAUUUAGUACUUGCUGAACUGAGAGUUAGGAAUUAAAGACUGCACGUCGUAGAUUAGCAGAGGUGAAGUGUUGGCACUAGAACACAUAAUCAGAGCUAGUUUGCACCCUUUAAGCAUAAACGGCUGGCGAGGAGAAUAAACCAGUGAUCCAUGAGUCUUUGUUCCCACGCCACUAAAACAGAUAAAGACUAUCAUUCAGAAAAUCAUAGGAAGUUAAAAUCAGCCUGUGGGAUUAGCUGUGUCCAAAAAGCUCUGAGUUUGGGAGGUGGUUUUAUCACCUCUGUUGUACAGCUUUGUUUGAAAUCAAACGAUAUAAUCUAAGUAGUGAAGAUCAAGAGUUUUUAAAUGAAAAUUAAAGAAGUCUGUAUUAAAUUAAACACUAAAACAAGCCUCUUUUGAUCCUUAAAACGUUAUUAGCUUCUUGAAUGUAAACUGAGUCUCUGAGACAAGUAGAGAUCAUUGUAAUCACCCUAAUUUCCCUAAAUCAUCACAUUAGGACACACAAAUAUCACAGGUAUUAGAGGAAACAUUUGUGGAUGUUCAGCCUAACUAGCCAUGUAUCAUUUGAAGGUUUGCCAUGUUUUAUCUCUCAAUGUUUAGCAGACAUCGUUGCUCUUUGGAUUUUGAUGUCAGCUGUUCAUCAAACCCGUCAAACUUGGAGAUGCAGCCUUUCUCUCGGACUCUGAAGAUACUUGAAAUAAACAAUAAGCCCUCCAGGUGAACUGUCAGCAGCCGGAUCAUCAUGUUUUUAGUCGCUAGAUGUAGCUACGUAAUAACUCUUUUUUUUCUCCAAUCAUACAAUAAAUACUCUAAUGCAAUGUAGAGACCUUAACGUCCUGUACGCACUACAUGUUAAUCUGCACUAUAUGUACAAACUUUGGGAAUGUGUGUCUUUUUUAUCUUUUAAAUCUUAAUGUUCAAACGGCUUGAUCUGUAAAUAAAAAAAUCUAUAACCAAAUGUGAA